AUGUCAGAGUCACGCCUUUUCCAGCCCAUGAAAAUCGGCAACAUCGAAGCCCAACAUCGUGUUGGAAUGGCCCCUCUUACGCGUCUCCGAUCAAGCAUUGACCGUGUUCCCAAUGCACUUAUGAAAGAAUACUACGGCCAACGAGCUUCCAUUUCCGGCACCCUCAUCAUCACCGAGGGUACUCUUGUCUCCCCUGCUGCAGGUGGAGGUUUCGCAAGGACGCCUGGAAUCUGGAAUCAGGAACAGGUCAACGCCUGGAAAGAGAUCACUGAUGAAGUGCACCGCAAGGGUAGUUUCAUCUUUAUUCAACUGUUUGCAAUGGGUCGUGCUGCAACGGUUGAAGUUGCGCGGGACGAAGGUAUCGACAUCAUCGGCCCCAGCGCAAUCCCAAUUGAAGGCAGUCCCGCCCAGCCUCGAGCGAUGAGCCUGGAGGAGAUUCAUGAAAUGGUGGAAGCAUUCGUGGUCGCAUCUGAGAAUGCCAUGAAAGCCGGCUUCGAUGGUGUUGAGAUCCAUGGUGCCAAUGGCUAUCUGCUCGACCAAUUCCUCCAAGAUGUCAGCAACCAGCGCAACGACGAGUACGGCGGUAGCAUUGAAAACCGGUCCCGUCUCAUCACCGAGAUCCUGGAGCGUACUGUCCAAGUCAUCGGCCAAGAGCGAGUUGGUAUUCGUCUGAGCCCAUGGAGUACCUUCCAGAGCAUGCGCAUGAAAGACCCAAUCCCUCAGUUCACAGACAUAAUCAACAAGGCCAGCCGUCUAAACUUGGCCUAUCUUCACUUGAUCGAGUCACGCAUCUCGGGCAGCCAAGACUGUCAAAACAGCAGCGGUGAGAGACUUGACUUUGCCUAUGAUCUCUGGACAGGCCCUUUUCUCAUUGCCGGCGGGUACAAACUGAAAGAAGCGGAAAGGCUCGUUGACGAAGAACGCCCCAACAAGGAGAUCAUGGUUAUGUUCGGUAGAAACUUCCUGGCGAAUCCGGACUUGGUGUAUAGAAUCAAGGAGGGCUUGGAACUUAACCCUUAUGAGAGGAAGACAUUCUAUACCAGUGAUGUCGAGGGUUAUGUGGAUUAUCCAUUUGCCGUCAGAAAGGAAGCAGCAACUUCGAACUGA
Molecule: messenger RNA, 1107 nt
Organism: Fusarium oxysporum Fo47
Lineage: Eukaryota; Fungi; Ascomycota; Sordariomycetes; Hypocreales; Nectriaceae
Product: alkene reductase
Exons: 1
Coding region: 1-1107 (368 amino acids)
Molecular function (GO): NADPH dehydrogenase activity; FMN binding
Source: RefSeq, a predicted model, not a curated record